Anopheles aquasalis is the source of this 2557-nucleotide messenger RNA. RefSeq names its product phosphoribosyl pyrophosphate synthase-associated protein 2. Gene Ontology annotation, biological process: purine nucleotide biosynthetic process; 5-phosphoribose 1-diphosphate biosynthetic process. Gene Ontology annotation, molecular function: magnesium ion binding; ribose phosphate diphosphokinase activity; ATP binding. NCBI's taxonomy places the organism in Eukaryota, Metazoa, Arthropoda, Insecta, Diptera, Culicidae. The record is from RefSeq and is a predicted model, not a curated record. Gene Ontology annotation, cellular component: cytoplasm; ribose phosphate diphosphokinase complex.
GUGGGGUUCAUCCAAAUAUCUCCACCGGUUAUCAUUGUCUAGCCCGCGCGGUACAGAACAGAAACGAAAUCGUUGCGGGGUGUUCGGCGAUCCAUACCGCUGCUUUCAGUUCGUUCAUCAGCCGGCGGUGGCCUUGAGCGUGUUGAUUGCCGUGUGAUCUAUCCUUUCCCGCCAUUUGUGUCCCCAUCGCUGCCGUCGUCCUGUCUUGUGUUUGUUUUCUGCAAGUUUUUGUGUUCCUGUAAAGCAACGCUGCGUCCAUCGGAAAACCUGAAGCUGUUCGAGCUGUUCUUCACCAGCAGCGGAAAACGAGCCGAACGUUGAACGUCAGAUAAACGCAGCUGCUGCUACCGCUUCUUUUCGGUUUCAUCGUGUAUCGUUGUUGUACGGUCAUCGUGUCUUCUCCUAGAAUAUAUCCUAAGCAACACACAGUAGAAAAGCGCCUGUACACACACACACACACACCCAACUACCACACAGAGAAUUCGUUCGAUCUAAUCAAGUGAUCGGAUCGCGCACACCGGUCACCGGCUUCGGGAGAAUCGAUAGAUAUCGAGCGAUCAUUCUGGGGCGUGAUCGAGUCCCAGCGCACCGCCAUACCACCCUACACAGACACAAACCCACACCAAGAUAUAUAGUGCACCCAAGACAAGACAUCAACACCACCCACACCACGAACGGGGUAGUCCUUCUCAACCCUUUUAGUUUUGUCCAACUUCGUGCCCGCGCGUAGUGUAUCGAUUGAUUACCAACCAACCACUACGAUGCUUCUGAGUCACAAUAAAUUCGGAAGCCUACGGCCGGCGAAACACCUGAAGGUCGACAAAAUGGAUGCGCCGGCCACGUCCGACAUCGUGAUCAUCAACGGGAACUCGCAUCCAGAUCUGGCGAACCUGAUUGCCAACCGGCUCGGUGUGGCCAACGGUGGUUGUGCCGUCUAUCACAAGACGAACCGAGAAUCGAUGGUCGAGAUCGGUGACUCGGUUAGGGGCAAGGACAUCUACAUCAUUCAAACGGGCACAAAGGAUGUGAACAACAACAUCAUGGAGCUACUGAUCAUGGCGUACGCGUGCAAAACCUCAUCGGCCAAGUCGAUCGUCGGUGUCAUACCGUACCUGCCGUACUCGAAGCAGUGCAAGAUGCGCAAGCGCGGCUGCAUUGUCUCGAAGCUGCUGGCGAAGAUGAUGUGCACGUCCGGGCUAUCGCACAUCAUCACGAUGGAUCUGCACCAGAAGGAGAUACAGGGCUUCUUCGACUGCCCGGUCGAUAAUCUGCGCGCCUCACCGUUCCUGCUGCAGUAUAUUCAGGAGAGCAUCCCCGAUUACCGCAACUCGGUGAUCGUGGCCCGCAACCCUGGUUCGGCAAAGAAGGCAACGUCGUACGCGGAGCGGCUACGCCUGGGCAUCGCCGUGAUACACGGCGAACAGAAGGAGUCAGAGGCGGACGAGGUGGACGGGCGCAACUCACCGCCUACUCUGCCCAAAUCGCGCACGAUGGACGUAUCCGGAGGCGUGCCAAUUCAUCCGGCAAAGGAAAAGCCCCCAAUAAACGUGGUCGGCGAUGUGGGCGGGCGGAUCGCGAUUAUGGUCGACGAUAUGAUCGACGACGUGCAGUCGUUCGUGGCCGCCGCUGAAGUACUCAAAGACCGGGGCGCGUACAAGAUCUACGUCCUAGCGACGCACGGGCUGCUCAGCCAGGAUGCGCCACGCCUGAUCGAGGACUCGGCAAUCGAUGUGGUUGUGGUGACCAACACCAUCCCGCAUGAGAUUCAGAAGAUGCAAUGUCACAAAAUCAAAACGAUCGACAUCAGUAUUCUGUUGGCCGAGGCGAUCCGGCGCAUCCACAACAAGGAAUCGAUGUCCUAUCUCUUCAAAAACGUUACCCUUGAGGACUGAGCAGCAACAAAGUCACUGCGGUGUGGGCCUAGGGGUCGCGACAGAAUUGUAAAGAGAGUAGGGACAGGAAUCCACAUGGUUUGCUGAAUUUGUUGUGCACAUGAAGAUGUGGAAGGAAAUCGAAAGGGUUGAUCUUACUAAUGAGGAGGGGCUAGGAAUCUACCAGUAAAUGGCAAACAGUAACAGUAUCUGCGCCGUAAUAGUUAUAGUAUUCGGAGACAUAUUCUUUGAGCACCGCACCACAUUUUACAUCUACUAUAUCGUUAUCGUUUCUUAGUGUACCGUACUGUCUAAAUUUGCAAUUGUUUUAAUUUGGGUUUCAAAUGCACAGCAUGUUAGAAUAAUCGAAACGGAACGGGGUGGGGGAAAAAAAUAAGCUAGUUUUGCCAGUUCCUGCUAAAAACUAAAAAGCCUUAGCUAAAGUAUUCACGUUCAUUCUCAUUCAAUCGUCAGGACCAUGUACAGCUAGCCAAUGCCCAUUUUAGUAACAGUGGCACACUGAUUGUGCUUGGUUGAUUUUAGUUACGGUUCGAAGCCAACCAACCCACCCGCCCGCGAUGCGCCUACACCGAGCGAUGAGUGUGUGAAUGUUUGUUUCGACAACCGGGGGGGGAAAACAAAAAUAUAUCGAAAAGACGGCCAAAUAAAUGUCUCCUCUCAGCGGA